Nothoprocta perdicaria is the source of this 4274-nucleotide messenger RNA. Its product is annotated as KIAA1210 ortholog. The transcript is spliced from 11 exons. The record is from RefSeq and is a predicted model, not a curated record. The coding region runs from base 5 to 2911 and encodes 968 amino acids. NCBI's taxonomy places the organism in Eukaryota, Metazoa, Chordata, Aves, Tinamiformes, Tinamidae.
UAUCAUGGCUACAGCACCAACAGAUGUCAUACAGUCACCUGAAACAGGGGAGACGGUUGAAGAAUGCACAGGAAGGAAAAAAUCCAAAUUUCAGACUUUCAAGAACUUCUUUGCAAAGAAGAAAAGGAAAGAGCCUCCAGCUCCCCAGGGUGAGAGUAAUUUAAAACCCAGCCAGUCCAGCAGCGAUGUCAGCAUCUCCGUGCUUGACUCCACAGCACUUCAUUCACCAAAGGAGGCUGGGCCCAAAGGAAACAUGGGAAGCAAAGCCUUAUCCCAUGAYAGUGUCUUCAUUUUGGAAUCUUCACCAGCAAGUGUGGCAGGUGACACAGCAUCUCAGGAGAACAUACCUGGAAGAGUGAAGGCUUUACAGCUUCAAUUGCAGCAGAAUAUCAGGCUUGGAUCGCCUCCUCUUAUUAUAACGGGAAGGAAAGUGGAAGAUGCAGGUGCUGUUUCUGAAGAUGACGGAUUACCGAGGAGCCCUCCUGAUAUUUCAAGCCUUCAUGAAGUUCUGACGGAUUUACCAAACAAGUCCUCCAACCUUGUUCAGCGUCAUAGCUCUUUGAGUUUAGGCGGCACAGACAGUGAAGAUGAACAGACAACUUCUGGAGAUUCCUCUAGGCCCAUCAGUCCUUCUUCCUCUGCUGCCCUUGGUGCCUUGGGCGCACGAGGCCGCAACUUCCUGCCCAUUGACUUCACCGUCCCUGCUAGUCCCGUCGGCUGCCUGGACACCUCGGCAGCCAGGCACAGGAUUGCCAUAAACCCCCGGAGGCAGAAAGGCUUUGCCAACAAGAACCAGCAAACCCAGGUGGACCAGCUGGAAAGUGAAGCAUGUUUUCCUGUAGCUCCAGAAAAGAAGGGAAAUGCAACAGAAUCUCUUGAGAGUGACCAGCAUAAAAGUGAUUGGGAAGGCUUAUCAACAACCCAGGCGGAAUAUGGUGCAAGAGGAAGCGGAUUUAAGGAGACACUACCUGUAACAAGUUCCAGUGGUGCUGCUCCUGAUUCUUGCAAUUCCACAGUAGUGGCAGAAGGUUUCUGUGCUCUGUUGCAAGAGCAAACAUGUUUUCCAAGCACGGAUCAUCAGAAUAAAGCAGCUCCUCCAGCAAAUGUGGAGGAAGAACAAAGAGCAGAGGUGCCGUGCUGUUUGAGUGAAGCCACUGGUGAAUUGAAAUUACAUCAGGAAAAUGUCAAUACUGAAGUGUCUGCACUUCGAGAAUCUCAGCAAAUGAAAGCAGAAGCUGUUUUGUUGCCAGACGUACUAACAGAUGACUUGUUUAGUGAUGGCAUGGAAGCUCAAGACAUAAAAACAUUGGCAGAUAUUGCACAGAAGUCAUCAGCAAAAUCUGUGGGCCAAAAGGAUGAAGACUUGGAAAAGGAAGAUCCACCAUCUACUGGCAAGAUAGAAGCUUGCCUGGGUCCUAGUGAAAAUGAGUCCAUCCACUCCAUCUCAGAUCCCACACUGAGCAUUUCUCAGGUUGCUCUGGCCAAUUCAGGGUCUUUGUUUGAAGAAGUGGCAGUGGCUGUUUUGAUUCCUGAAAACAGUUCAGGAGCAAGAAAUGAUAAAGAAACUUCUGAAAUUAUGGAAGUACAAUCAUCCAAAGGCAAUGCAGAAGCCAAAACAGAUGCUGCUGCAUCUGGCUUGGAAGCAGAUUCCAUGCUGACCCCCAGUAAAGUAGAUGCGUGCCUCAAAGCAGAAAUACCUUGUUCUAUUUCAAAGGGUAACGAAGACAGUCGGCAAACCAGCACACCAUAUACCUUUGAAAAACUGUCCAUUGGAUGUCUGGCCUCCUCAAGUUUGUUUGGCUUGAAGAGUAACAUCUCUUCUAAUAAUGACAAUAAGGAGUACCAGUUAAGCAGUACAGCUUCUCAGACAAAAACAGUGAGAGAGAGCCAAUCUUUGGAAGAAAAUAUAAAAACUCCACUAAAGAGUGCCGCUGCUAAACCAGUUAGAUUUACCAUUGCUCCAGCAUGGCAAAGAUCUCUCUCAGGGGGUUCAAAUUCGAAGGAAGAUUCUUACAGCAGAAGUUCACCUACCUCCCCUAUAAGACCAGAGUUGUUUGAAGGCACAACAAAAGAGCACACACAUUUUGAUGCUGUCAUACAAGAGUCUGCAAAAAACAACUCCCAUAGAUGUGGUCAUGACAUUAAGGACAGUGACUGGCAUUCGAAUUCUUCCAUGGAGUGGGGUGACCAYGAAGCACAAAAUGUUGAAAACCCGUUUGGUGUCAGACUGCGGAGAACAUCGUCAUUGCUGAAGUACCAGAGUGAAAGUCGUGCUGAGAAUCCAAAGCUGCUCCCCUCGGCUGCUCCCACCUCUCCUUCGGUUUCUGUCAGUGAGGAUCAGAAAUCAGCUGGCCCCGAGAAGCCAUCCCCAGGCCUGCCUGUUAGCACAAAACCAUUUGUUAAAAAAUCAGAUCUCCUUGAAGAUAAAAAUCCUCCCAAGGCAAAAUCUGAAGAAGUGGCAAAGAAGCGAAAUGGGAGUAAACCUUCAGAAAAGGUCUCCACUCCACAUUUGGAAACUGCUUCCUCYGAACCAGCUUGGGUCUCCAUGGCAAAACUAAAACAAAAGGGUUUCCAGGGCCACCCUCUUGCCAAAGAACAUAAAGCUGAAGACAAAGCUUGGCCCAACACAGAUCAGGAGGAGCCAGCUAGUGAGAACGUGUUGAGGAAGAGCAUGCCUCCCGCUUCAAGCUCGCAGGAAAAGAAACUGCAAAUGAAGAGCAGUGUGUCUGCUGCAGCAGGUAAAGUUGGACCUAUUACUCAGGAAACCUCUAUGAUUCCUGCUGUUGAAAAGGAAACACGACCCUCAUCUAACCUGCCAAUGUCAUCAUGCAGCCCUGUUGAACCACCAUGGCUGUCCCUGGCCAAGAAGAAAGCCAAAGCAUGGAGCGAAAUGCCCCAGAUUGUACAAUAGCAAAUGACCCGAGCAUCCUUCUUGAUAUUGCCAAUAGCUGCAUUAACUCUAUUUAAUCACUUCUUUACCUUGACCAUUUUUGAGAAAUAAGAGCCUUAGAACUUCCGUCCAUUACUGUUACACUGAAGCAAUGAAGAAAUGCCAUUGAGGGCUUAACCUAAAGGAGAAGGGAGCAGAGUAUUUCCCACUACCAAAUACUAGGAAAACUUGAUCAAUUUGUUGUGUACUUACAUGGUUGACUAAAAGACACUUAUGCUCUAAGAAGACAUGCUUCAGGCUUUUUAAUGUUUCCCUUUCAAAAUAUAUUUAUAAAGUUUCCACUAACCACACAGUAUUUUGUGAAAUUUGGCUUUGGAUAGGAAAUUAAUGUGUGCUUAUAAAAUAGAUGUACUGCUGUGCACUGACACAUCAUGACUCAUGGACACUGGUGUCAUAACACUUCUCUAUCUGAUGCUCUGAGGCGGACAGUCUGACCUUGCUUCUCGUUGUUAAUACAUCAAUUUUGUUUUGUUAUUAGGAUCCAAACAGUUGUGUGAGGUGGAGUGAUUCUAUUUUUCAAGUGAUUUGAAAACAAAGCAUUACAGGGCCUUGAGCACAGGGCCUUGAGCACUGAUGGCUGUUGGAAUGGCCCAGAGCCACCACCUUCUGCACUGUUCCACACACUAGAAAACCACUUCUCUCUAAGGUACCCUCAGCUCUUGGCUGCACUUUUGGAAAGCUGGGAUAAUUUCAGAUUGGGCCUUACAUAAAAAUAAGUCCUUUCUUCAAUUAUGACAAAAAAAUUUUGUGUGUAUGUGAAAUUCUUCAGUCAGUUGUCACUCCUGGAGAGUAUGUUGGUGAUGGGAAAUAAUUAUAUGGCAGAAGGUGACAUCUUUGCAGCAAACACCACUGCUGUCCAUGUUCAUAUGGCUGUGUAUUUAGACAGGUGUAGUUACUGUAAUUUAUAAAAGGUCAUCUGGUUUCCUCCUUGUCUCAUCCUUUUUUUUUUUUUUAACCAAAAAAUCAACAUCCUUCUAAAAAUGUGCAUUUAGGAAAGGAUUAUUCUUUCAGGGCUGAGCCUUGCAGUCCCUGAAUCAACAAGAGUUUUGCCAUUGACUUUGAAAGGAGCAGACUUUUCAAAAAGAAAUUCAGAAAGUGGUGAUAGCAGUUUAAAUGGCAGUAACACUUACUAUUCCUUUUUCUUUUUGCAGAAUUGCACAUUUAUAAAGUAAUUUUUGUUUAUAGGCAAGGCAGAAUUUAAAGGCUGACUUGGCUGAUGGACUGGUUUUAGCCAUUUGGUAGGURUGCUUAAGGGGAAUGUUAUCUAUUCCUAAAUUUAGCAACAAAGCAAAAAUUUUGGGUUUUGAUCAGCUCAUUAAUAGGA